GAAAUAUGUCUAAUUGUUUGGCAUUGUUGUAAACCGUUAGCCCAGCUGCUGCUUCACCUCGUUUCUGCCUCACCACUUGAACAUUCUGUCACUAAACUCCAAUCAAAAAGAGAAGCAGCAUGAAUCGGGAAAAACUUGCAAAACUUCAGGCUGAAGUGCGGAUAGGAGGAAAGGGAACAGCCCGCAGAAAGAAGAAGGUGGUUCACAAAACGGCAACAGCAGACGACAAAAAGCUCCAGGGCUCAUUGAAGAAACUGGCAGUGAACAACAUCGCAGGAAUAGAAGAGGUGAACAUGAUCAAAGAUGACGGCACGGUGAUCCAUUUCAACAACCCCAAAGUGCAGGCGUCUCUGUCGGCAAACACCUUCGCCAUCACGGGCCACGCUGAGACCAAGCAGCUCACCGAGAUGCUCCCCGGCAUCCUGAGCCAGCUCGGGGCCGACAGCCUGUCCAGCCUGCGCAAACUGGCAGAGAGCUUCCCACGGCAAGCAAUGGACAUGAAGGCGGUGAAGGAACAGAUCAUAGAAGAGGAUGAGGAUGAUGUACCAGAUCUUGUCGAGAACUUUGACGAGGCCUCCAAGAAUGAAGCCAACUGAUGUUCCCUUGUCAACCCUCUGAUUUCGUCGCUCAGUCGGACUCACACUAAAGGCAUUUUCUCCUACGGGGGGGGAAAAAAAAAACAAAACACCAACGGCAGCAGCAGUCCUUAAAGGUGCAGUGCACUUUCCUCUGGACAUGACUCACUUUGGCCAAAUCCCUUUUCAUUUCUGCUGCUCCGUGGACACAUCACACAGAGACUAUAUUUUAUCAUUAUUAAAGGAAGGUCCAGUUUUGCUAUUGCAGUUUUCAAAAGUUUGGAUACUAUUUUCUAUUCUAUUAAAAAAUAUAAUGUAAGUGCUGACUCAAAAUCUUUCAAAUAAAACGAAAGCAAAGACUGAAAUCUGGUCUAAACUAAGAACCGGGACUUGGAAACGAUAUGUAAUGGUAGUCUACAAAAAUUGAAUUAAAAUCUGAAUUUCCCUGCUAAAAAUUCCCAAAUUGUGUCCAAACUUUUGACAGGUACUGCCUCUUCUAUAAAGGAAUGCAUUGUUUCCGAUAUAAUCUAUAUAAAUGCCACAAUAGUUAAAGUUACUGGACCAUAUAUCCCGUGCUGCAGACCACUCCAUGCAUUUUAACAUUACGAGAUUACUACAAAAUAUGAAAUGAAAAACUUGACAAAUCCUGAUGAUAUGGGUGAAAUAAAGCAUUUUGGGCUAAGAAUUUUAUGAUUUUUUUUUCAUCGGAACAAGUAAUCUACCAUCUACAGUAUUGAAGUAACAGGCAAAGUCUUUUUACGUCACAUAUUUGUACUUGAUGCUUGUUUAUAAAUAGAAUAAACACACGUAAAGCGUCA
Messenger RNA from Boleophthalmus pectinirostris (great blue-spotted mudskipper), 1393 nucleotides. Its product is annotated as transcription factor BTF3 homolog 4-like. The transcript has 6 exons. The record is from RefSeq and is a predicted model, not a curated record. Bases 120 to 596 code for a protein of 158 amino acids. Lineage: Eukaryota; Metazoa; Chordata; Actinopteri; Gobiiformes; Gobiidae.